AUUCCACUGUUUUGUUUACCAGUGUGAAGUCAACGAAAUGGAAACUUCAUGCCCUGAAGACUGUCAGAAGGAUAACGACAAAAAUGGAAUUCUCAGUUCAGACAUUGUCGAAAAUGGAGAGAACUUUUCUAUCACAAAACAAGAGAUUUUGACGCUCUCGGCGAUGGCCAUCCUGAGCCUGAUGGCAGCGCUGGAUGGGACGUCUAUAUCGGUUGCUUUGCCCACCAUGGCUCAUGAACUUGGAGGAACUGCAAUCGAAGCAUUCUGGGCUGGAACCUCCUUCACACUCUGCUCUGCCGUCUUUCAACCUGUAUUCUCUUCAUUAUCGGAUUUAUUUGGUCGGAAGCCAUUGGUGCUUGUGACGAUCGCAUGGUUUACGAUCGGGGCGAUUGUCGCUGGUGUCGCUAACAAUUUCACUCAUAUGCUUAUUGGGCGGUCUCUACAGGGAAUUGGUGGGGGUGGCAUCAUUACCCUCACUGGUAUCCUCAUUGCAGAUAUUGUGCCUCUUAGCGAAAGACCAAAAUAUUUCGGUAUGCUUAGUGGAAUCUGGAGUUUGGGAACAGUGACCGGGCCUGUCAUCGGGGGCUGCUUUGCAGAGAAAGUCACCUGGCGUUGGAUCUUCUAUAUCAACUUUCCGUUCAUUGGAAUCGGAGCAAUCUUGCUUGCCUUCUCGGGCGGCUUCCUGACUGCGCAGGGCGCUUUUACCGUCCAAGUGCGCAAGAUUGACUUCCUCUGCUUCGUUCUUGAUACCGCUGACAUGGGGGGUGUGCUGUAUUCCUGGGACUCAUGGCACAGUUUGGCACCUUUAAUUAUCGGGGCCGUCGGACUCUGCGUCUUCGCGAUCUAUGAAUGGCGAAUUGCACGACUGCCAAUGAUCCCACCAGCGAUUUUCCAGAACCGAACGGCGCUCAUAUCGUUUGGAGGCUAUGCCGUGGUUGGCCUUCUGGUUUGGUGCUGUCUGUACUUUCUUCCCCUCUACUACGAGGCCGUGAAAGAAUUCAAACCUAUCAUGUCAGGAAUUGCGCUUUUCCCUGAAACCUUUACUGUCGCCCCAACUGGAGUUAUUAUAGGCCUCCUCAUCAGUCGAACAGGCCGGUACUAUUGGGCCGUCUGCAGUGGAUGGUGUAUUUCGACUAUUGGAACGGGCCUGCUUUGCUUGUUGGACACAAAUACCACGACGGUGGCUUGGAUUUUUUUAAAUGCUGUGGCUGGAGUUGGCAUCGGAAUGGUUCUUCCCUCCGUCGCACUCGCAGUGCAGGCUUCCGCGCCUACUGAGCUCGUGGCGAUUGCGGUGGCUACAUCGACUUGCUUCCGAGGCUUUGGGCAGUCUAUAGGUGUGGCGAUUGGGGGUGUCAUUUUCCAAAAUCGAAUGAAGAGCAACUUAUUGCAGUAUCCUGCCCUCCGAGGGUUGGCGGAUAAAUACAGCGGCGAUGCAGCGAGCGCGGUGGAACUUAUUCGAGGGAUGCAGGACACUCAAGCUAAGGGAGAUCUUCAGCAGGCUUAUGCUGAUAGUCUAAGAAUGGUCUGGGCAUUUUGCUGCGGCAUUUCUGGAUUGAUGUUUUUCACGAGUCUGUUCACUAAGCCAUAUAGUUUGGACCGUGGACUUGUUGCAAGGGUGCGCCCGGAAAAAGAGAACGUGAAUGAGUGA
Messenger RNA from Penicillium subrubescens, 1648 nucleotides. RefSeq lists its product as uncharacterized. The record is from RefSeq and is a predicted model, not a curated record. The transcript is spliced from 5 exons. Bases 38 to 1648 code for a protein of 536 amino acids. Gene Ontology annotation, molecular function: transmembrane transporter activity. Gene Ontology annotation, biological process: transmembrane transport. Lineage: Eukaryota; Fungi; Ascomycota; Eurotiomycetes; Eurotiales; Aspergillaceae.